AUGGCUGUCCAUGCAUUACGCUUUUUUGUGCUUAUACUUUUUAUUAGCUUUGUUCAAUGUCGAAUUCUAAGACUCAACUCCUCUGAUGAUUUAAUCUCAGAUGGAAUUGAUCACAAUAAAUCUCCUAUUCUUACUGCAAAUGUUUCUAUUUCCAUCGCAAACACUUGUGAGCACCAAUAUGGUUUCCUACCAUGUGCAGAAAAUGCGGGAGGUUACAUUUUUCAAAUACUGACUUAUCAGGGCAUACUCAUGUUUGGAGAAAAGGAGCUGAGAACCGGAAGCAGGGUGCUAUUUAAUAUUCUUGGCACCAGCAACAUUUUCGGUAUUAUUUAUCGAAUCCUCGUGGGGUUACCAGAAAUAUUGAUUAUGAUCGUAUCUGGAGUUUUCAGUAGAAAAGAGGAUGCUCAAUCUAAGGUUUCACUUGGAGUGGGUAUUUAUGCUGGAAUUACAGUAUUUACCCUUACAUUGCAGUGGGGUGUAUGUGUAAUUUUUGGCAGGAGAAACUUGGCCAAGGAAUCAACGUCUAGUCCUACAGAAGUAGGGCAAACUAGUUCAAAUUGUUUGCAGGCCAAAGAUGUCAUCACUGACUUAAAGGAUACUGGUGUUGUGAUAGACAAAGAGACUCGUCAUGUAGCUGGGAUUAUGCUCUUGUCUUUGAUUCCUUAUAUAAUCAUACAACUAGUCGAUAUCUUCAAAACAUCAUUCGGAGCUCAUGCAGUGAUUUUGAUAUCGCUCGCCAUGUCAUCCACGGCACUAAUAUUAUAUUUCGUUUACCAGGUUAUGAAUCCUUGGAUGCAGGAAAGAAGUUUAGCCUACACAAAGUAUGAGACACUGAGAACAGGAUUUUUGAAGCACAUGCAACAACGUGGAAAUCUCAUUGAUGAACAUGGGAACCUUAACGAUCCUGUCAUCAGAAAUUUAUUUGCUGAAGCGGAUAAAGAUGCCAACAAAAAUAUAACAAAGGGUGAACUGGAAAGGUUGAUGCAUGACUUAAUCAAUACAGGAGAGAUGAACGUUGACAAAAAAUUUGCUGUUUCUGAAGUAAUGAAAGCAUUUGAUAUUAACCACGACGGGUUAAUUAACUAUCAAGAGUUUGCCGACGGUUGCAAAAAAUGGAUUGCGGAAACCAAACAAUCAGCUAAAAUUACCUCUUCAAGCAUUCCCAAGAAGAAAGAAGAUAAUCCCAAGGAUAGAUAUUUGAUAUGGUCGAAAAUUCUAAAAGCUGCUCGAACGCAGUUACUUAAAUCAGAAUCACUUAUCACAGACGAUGGGAACACCAACAUUGAGGAAAUUAAUAAUCUAUUCAAGCAAGUUGAUACAGGCUUUGACAACAAGAUAUCAAAAACUGAACUAGAGCAACUAAUCCGUUCACUCAAUUUCGGAGAAUUUCAGCCAAAUUAUGACGAUGUUGUAAAGGAGCUGUUCGAAGAUUUAGACAAGGAUGGUAACAAUGUGAUUGAUGAACCAGAAUUCAUCAAUGGACUAAUAGACUUUGAGAAUAAAGCCCUCCCUGCUGCAAAGCACUCGGAUGAGAAGGGAAGUUUUGAUGAAAUUCAAAAGAUUGUGAAGGAAAAAGUGGAGCAUGAAGAGUCAUCAGUAUGGGUUUUUAUCAAAUCUGUAUUACAAGUGUUGCUGGGUAUUAUUAUAGUGACCUACCUUGGAGAACCUCUGACAACUAGUAUUCUACAGUUAUCAUAUUCCAUGAAUGUUCCUUCUUUCGCCAUAUCGUUUGUGGUAGUGCCAUUGGCCAUGAAUUGCAGAGCAGCGAUAGCUGCAAUCUCUCCAGCCAGUCACAAGAGUGAAAAGAGUGCUUCUUUGACAUUUUCGGAGAUUUAUGGAGGAAUUGUAAUGAGCAACAUCUCAAAUUUGACAGCACUAUUAGCAAUUGUGUAUGCAAAUGAUUUGACUUGGGAUUAUUCAGCAGAAGUGUUGACAGUUUUGGUGGUUUGUGCCAUAAUAGGGUUUCUUGCAUACUCACGCACCAGUUAUCCUCUGUGGACUUGCUUAUUAGCAUUUUUCCUCUAUCCAUUCUCAUUAGGUUGUCUAUCCAGGAUGAGGAAAUUUGCUGUUAUUUCUCUGUUUCUCCUUCUGGGGAGUCAUUUAGCAUAUAGCCGUUCGAUUAAGCAGACUUCGAAUUUCAAUCCCAUAUCAGACGGUAUUCAUUCGUUUAGCAAUUCAUGGGGUUUAUCAGCAUCAACAGAGACCUGUGAGCCAGUUUAUGGCAUCUUGCCAUGCUCGUCAAAUGUGUGGGGGCUGCUGUUUCUAAUUGUGAUAUAUGAGAUCUUGCUUUCCAUGGGGGAGAGAUAUGUGGCAAACGGGUCGGAGCAGUUUUUCGAGAUUAUUGGGCCGGGUGGUAUUUUCGGAGCCAGUUUGUUUCAGUUUCUUGGAGCAAUCCCACAAAUUAUCAUAGUUCUUGUAUCUGCGCUUUCGGGAACUACUGAAGCGGCUCAACAACAAGCUACAUUAGGAAUGGGAUUGGUUGCAGGAUCCACAGUCAUGCUUUUGACGUUGGUAUGGGGCUUGUGUGUCCUCGUUGGAAGCUAUGAUCUUUCUGAGGCUACUGAUAAUACUGGAAAUCAGAAAACUCUAAAAGGUAUUGGCAUUGUGACUGAUGUUCAAACGUGCUAUACUGCACGAAUAAUGGUGGUAACAUUGGUUCCACUUAUCGUUCUUCAACUCGUAAAAGUUGUCCCCUCUUCAGGGAGACGAGUGAUUAUACUUAUUGCUCUUAUUAUCACAGUGGCUCUCCUAGUUGCUUAUAUGCUCUAUCAGGUUUUCCAGCCAUGGAUUCAGAACAGAAGAUUUGAGCAUUUGAUGUAUAAAUAUGCGAAAGAUAAGAUACUGACGCUCUUGACCAGAAAUGGCAGGCCGGAUACUCGAAAAAUACAAGACUUGUUCGACAAAGUCGACAGGGAUAGAAAUGCAUUAGUAUCAGAAGCAGAACUCCGAGUUUUUUUCUUAGGAUUGAAGUUGAACGAUGAUGAUUUGAGUACAGAGAAAGAUGUGGAGGACAUCAUGGGAUCUUUUGAUAUCACUGGCGAUGCAGGUAUCAACCGGGAUGAAUUUGUUACUGCAAUGACAAAAGUAGUUAAUGACUUAUCCGAAAAGACUCGAGGUCCUGAACUCCGAAAUGCAUCGAGUAGCAACACUAAGAACACCAGUGAAGCACAGCAGAGUCUGUUGGCUAAUAAUACAAGCCCGACUGCAACCCCAAGCACAAGUCUGUCUGCAUCUCCAAGCACUACGGCUAGUAAUGUUUGGGUCACAUUCUUUAGGGCUUCUUUUUUCUUGAUAGUUGGGAUUGGCAUGUUGCUCAUACUUUCAGAACCUCUCAUUACAAGCGUCGUGGCGUUUUCGGAAGCUGUGAAUUUGUCUUCGUUUGCUGUCUCGUAUUUGGCAAUACCACUCGCAAUGAAUUCCAGAGUUGCAGUUUCAUCAAUUAGUUCAGCAAGACAAAUGACUCAGAGAAGCAUUUCAUUAACACUAUCCUCGCUGUAUGGUGCGGUGUACAUGAACAAUGUUAUAGGUCUGAUCGUGUUCCUAGCACCAGUUUAUGUGCGCAAUUUGUCAUCAGAUGUCUCAGCUGAAGUCGUAGUUCUUCUCGUUGUCUGCAUCCUGAUGACCUUAUUUACAAGUUGCUGUACGACAUUUCAUCGUUGGACAAGUUACAUAGUGCUACUUUUAUACCCGAUUUCUCUCGCUUCAGUAUAUGUUCUUACCUCGGUUUUCGGGUGGUCUUAG
This is a messenger RNA of Fraxinus pennsylvanica, 3741 nucleotides long. The record is from the annotation of a GenBank genome assembly. NCBI's taxonomy places the organism in Eukaryota, Viridiplantae, Streptophyta, Magnoliopsida, Lamiales, Oleaceae.